AUGGCAUCCGAAGGCGUAAGCAAGAUCUCCUCUGACGGGGACUCUAUCCGGGAGAAGCAGCCGGUUGACCAUGGAACUGCCCACAUCGAUCUCGAAACGGCCGGCGAAAAGGAAGGCUAUGUCCUGGAUGCAGCUCAGCUGGGCAACGCAGAAUUGAAGACCGCAAAAGAUGGGCAUACGGUUUUGAUUCCUCAACCUAGCUCCUCCCCAGCCGAUCCUCUCAAUUGGUCCGACUUCAAGAAGGCAGUGAUCUUGAUUAUAAUUUCUGCAACCGCAUUUUUGCCGGGACUAUGGAAGUGCAACGGAAUCUGGGGCAUGACGGAAGACGAGGUCAACCACUCCCAAGUCGGAAACGUCUUUAUGUUAGGCGCUGGUGGUGUUUUCGUCGUUGCUUUCUCGGCAUAUUUUGGAAGAUACCCCGUUUUGUUUUGGUUUCUGGUCAUAGCGUUGGCAACCGCUGUCUGGUGUGCCGCUGCGUUAAGCUUUGAGUCAUUCAUGGGUGGUCUUAUGUUUAUCAAAGACAUGUUUUUCUUCCAUGAGCACGCCAGAAAGAUCAAUAUCUGGUCAAGCUUCAUCAUCGUGUCGCCUUAUAUGGGCCCUCUCCUCACGGCCUUUAUCAUCAACACCCAGAAAUGGCAAUGGGCAUUUGGUAUAUAUUCGAUAAUGACAGGACUCUGCCUUAUCGCAGUGAUCCUUUUUGUUGACGAGAGCUACUAUGAUCGCAAGAUCCCCGCAGAUCAGCAACCCCAGCGUGGGAGCAGAUGGAAGCGAAUGAUUGGCAUUGAACAGUGGCAGAGUCAUCUCAUGAAAAACACCUUUAAAGACGCGAUGAUGCGCCCUCUAAUCGUUAUAUCUAAGCCUCCAGUCAUGGUCACGAUGUUAUACUAUCUUUUUACAUUCGCUUGGGUCGUUGGUAUCAACACCACAUUGUCGAUUUUCCUGGGACCGCUGUAUAACUUUGGACCAAAACAAAUUGGCUUCUUUUAUUUUACACCUGUCGUAGCCGCUAUCCUCGGUGAAAUCGCAGGCCACUGGCUUCAUGAUAUGAUUGCCAGAGUCAGCGCCCAGCGGAACAAUGGCCGUUUUGAGCCCGAAGCGCGCUAUGUAGCUACCUGGGUCUCCACGCCGUUUUUGGUCUCGGGUAUAGUCCUUCUCGGAUUCGCACUUGAAAGAGGCUACCAUUACAUGCUGGCAUCUCUCGGGUGGGGUCUCUACGUUUUCGGAAUUAUGAUCACCACCGUGGCUGUCAAUGCAUACGCUCUGGAUAGCUACCCAGAAGCGUCUGGCGAAGUUGCGGCGUGGAUCAACUUUGCUCGUACCACAGGAGGGUUCGUUGUGAGUUAUUUUAUGGUGGAAUGGGCGGGAAAGCAGGGUGCUAUUCGACAAUUUGGAACCAUGGCGGGUAUUUGUGGGUUCGCAUUUGUUAUGAUCAUUUUCUUGCAGAUUUUUGGCAAGAGGAUGAGGAUGUGGGCUGGACCAGUUAACUUCAAGACCGUUUGA
Messenger RNA from Uncinocarpus reesii 1704, 1500 nucleotides. RefSeq lists its product as uncharacterized. Gene Ontology annotation, molecular function: transmembrane transporter activity. Bases 1 to 1500 code for a protein of 499 amino acids. Gene Ontology annotation, biological process: transmembrane transport. The transcript is spliced from 4 exons. The record is from RefSeq and is a predicted model, not a curated record. NCBI's taxonomy places the organism in Eukaryota, Fungi, Ascomycota, Eurotiomycetes, Onygenales, Onygenaceae.